Molecule: messenger RNA, 4488 nt
Organism: Heteronotia binoei (common prickly gecko)
Lineage: Eukaryota; Metazoa; Chordata; Lepidosauria; Squamata; Gekkonidae
Gene: SHISA7
Product: shisa family member 7
Exons: 6
Coding region: 209-1870 (553 amino acids)
Biological process (GO): regulation of short-term neuronal synaptic plasticity; regulation of AMPA receptor activity
Cellular component (GO): dendritic spine membrane; postsynaptic membrane; AMPA glutamate receptor complex
Source: RefSeq, a predicted model, not a curated record
UGUCUUUACCAGAGUGGAAUUCCAUUUUUUAAUAGAAAGUACCCACUUUUGGUGUGGGAUUUUUUUUCUAUUAAGGAAAAUUAAAAUAUUUCCUUACUGAGGGUGGAACAUCUGGAAUUUCAGGUGCUCCUAUUUUUUUUUUUUAAGUAAAUGUUGCUGCUGAUGGGCUGCAGCAAAAAAAUCUACACCGACAGGGGAAGUGUUUUGUAUGGGAUUUUUUAAACAGAUCAAGAGUUUCUCCUGGGUCUCUUUUGUAAACUUUUUAAAAUACGUUAAACACACCCUGGGCAAACCGUGCUCGAUCUUCUCAGCUCCAUCUCGCUUCACCAUGCACCAUUUACUGCCCGUACUGAUUUAUGCAGCUCUUGAGUCCCUGGCUGGACAUACGGCAUUGGCUGUCUUUCAAGCACCACCUCACACAAACCAGAGCUGGGCACUGCCCACCUUCUUGGCCCACCUCAAGCGCUUGGCAUCCUCAAACAUCACCACCACUGUGAUCAGCAGCAAGGUCCCGGCCUCUGAGACAUGCCAAGGGUAUUAUGAUGUCAUUGGCCAGUAUGAUGCUGCGUUCAACUGCACCACAGGGGGUUACCGGUUCUGCUGCGGCACCUGCCACUACCGUUUCUGCUGCGAGGAUCGGUCCAGGAGGCUGGAGCAAGGGAAGUGUCCCAAGAGUCCACCAUGGAUCACCACCCCAGCCACCGGCACAUCCACAAAGGGACCUGAAGCACCAAAUGGAAGCAAGCAAACUGGCAAUAGCACCGUGUAUGUGAUCUGUGGUGUCAUUAGCUUUACCUUAGCAGUGGGAGUUGGGAUGAAAUUCUUCUUCAGCAAAGCUUCAAGGAGGCCACAUGGAAGAGAGCUCAACGUGCCCAGGGCUCUGGUCGACAUUCUCAGGCAUCAAGCAGGGAGCAGUUCGUGCUCCGAACGCAACAACAGCCUUGUUAUUAACUCGAACUUCCAAGACAAUGGUUCUGCUCGACCCCCCAAGAACCUGUACAGCACAGUGAAACCUUCCAAAAGCAGCCACGAUAACAUGCAUCACAAUUACAUGCACUUGAAUGCCAGCAGCCCCAAGCAUCAUACUGCCACUUUGGACUGGCAUAUGAACCACACCCCCAGCCACUCCACUGGGAAGUACAACACCCUCAGCUGCUCUCGCUCCUUCCACAACCUCUCCCACCUGCCACCGUCUUACGAAACAGCUGUCAAGUCAGAACUGAAUCGCUAUUCCUCACUCAAACGCUUGGCAGCUGAGAAGGACUUGGAUGAGUUCUAUGUCAAGCGGAGGCAUCUUGCUGAACUGACACGAGGGACCCUGCCCUUACAAGCCAUGAAGAUGAACUACGAGAGGGAUGGCUACUCAGAGAAAUCACACAAUCCACGACGGGUCAUGUCCCAGGAGCACAUCCUUUCUGAUGGUGGCAGUGGAGGGGGAAGCUACCGCCCAUCACACUAUGACUACACUAUCCCGCGAGAGCGUGUGGUAUCUCAUGAACGCCUCCUCUCCCGCGAAAACUUGCAUUCACAGGAGCGCUUGCUUUCACCUGAGCGUCUCCAUCAAGGCACAGGUCCCUUCCAGGAUAUGCAUAUGGGCCAUCAGAAGGCCCACUCUCAAAGCAACGUCUGUGCCAGUAGUACCCCCAUGCUUGAUCACCAUCACAUGAUGCAGAUGAACUCUCAGCCCCCCUCCAACAACUCCCCCAAGACAACUGCUCCUUGGGAGGCCAGUAGUAACCAGGGUGCUGCAAGCCGGCGCCAGGGCUUUGCAACCAAGCGACAAGCCACCAUUGAGCAACUCCAAUACAUCCCUGGGCACCACCCAGGCCAGCACAUCCAUACUGGCAGCAAGAAUGAGGUCACCGUGUGAGACGCCCUAUUCCCCAGCUCAGGUUAAUUCGAUUUUCCAAGGCCAUAUUUCUUAGCUCUUUUCUGCUCCACCCCACCCUUUCUUUGGUGCUCACCAUCUUUUUGGGGGAAUCCCCUUUUCCCUUAAAGCUCUGUGGCCUCCAUCUUGAUUGAUGUCAAGUCCUAGCCUGGUCUUUGAUAAUAUUACCAUCACAUCUCUGACUUCCGAUGAUGUCCAUCUGACCAAUCAGGUCUUGACAAUAUAUGAUGAUGAAAUUUGCCCUAGGUGUUGUGAUGACAUCCAUGCUGUCAACAUGUGAUGUCAAGGCCCAUAUGGUAUCUUACAGGGCAUCUACCGCACAAUCUUGGUCAGCUUCUGAAGAUAGUAAGAAGUCUCAUAAAUACAUGAUGCUGCUGUUUUCCAUGUCUGCUGAAACUACUGCUGUUGAAAUCUGAUGAUGUUGAAGCUGAUUGUCAAAGACCAGGGUGGAUCUUCCAUGGCAUCAAUAAUGUAGCCUUGAUGAUAGCUUUGGAUAAUAUCACACUUGCCAGGCCUCAUCAUAGCUAUGGGCCUUGUCUCAGACUUUUGAAUAUUGAUGACAAUACCUGUGGAUUUAUUAUGAAGCCGGCACCCUCUGCUUCUGAUACUAAAAGCGCUGUGAGCAUCGCCAAUCCUUCUGGAGGCUCCAUUGACCAACAGACACCAUCGGCACCAUCAGUGGUGUCAACACUGUGGACUCUGUCGGCUGCUGCUGCUGAUGUAAGCGCUGUGGGUCUUGUUGACCUCUGAUGUCCUCACCAUCAAGAUCUGAUGAUGCAACACUGUGGACAUUCAAUGACAUCAACAUUGUGUGACUUGUCACUGAUGAAUGAUGUCAGUGGAGAUAAAGGUUUGUCAGUAUAUUGAUUGUGAUACAACCCUGCAGGCCGUCAUGUUGGAUUGGUGUAUUGGUCAACAUUUUAUGAUGUUGGGGCGAAUCAUGUUGAUAUUUGUAGAGGCCUUGUCAACAUUUAAUCAUAUGACCAAUCUUGAUGAUUAAGGAUGAAGUCUAGGUUCCUGUGCCUGUCAACUUUUGAUGAUGUCAGCACAAUGGACUCAGCCAGUAGCUACAGAUGUCAAAGUAGCCAGGCUUGGCAAUGAUGUUGACUUUUGGUGACUUCAUCACUGUGGGCCUCAUUCAGCACUGCUUACAUCAUUGACUGCUGUGAGCUCAUCCACUUUGGAUGAAGUCACCCCUUUGGGGCUUCAUCUGCUUUUAUGACUAGGAUCACUACCUGGGACCUGGUUCACACCAGCACCUUAGUAGGAGGUCAAGGCACCUGACCCUACUGGUGCACGAGGUCAUGAUGACCUUCUGAUUACAUGAUCAUGUACUUUGCCUGCGCAGAGAGCCACCUUCCCUGCUCCUUCCUUACAAAUGCUCCAGGACAAGAAUGAUCGGAAACAGUGGCCAUCUUGUCUUGUUGCAUCCAGAAUUGAGUUUGGCCAGAGCAGAAAAUGCAGCACGUGGUGUUUCACCCCACUCUGCCUUCUGCCAUUCUCAUAGCAUUGUUAUCUUACAACCAUGCCGUGUCUCUGCCCAUAAUGGAUAUAUAUGGCAGGGCCGGGGCCACCCCCUGUACAUAUCUUUAUAUAUCAAUAGCAUUCUCUUUCACUUUUUUCCUAGUGCUUUUUAUUAGUUCCUCAGUACUGGGGGUGACCUUCCAGCCCUAAUCCCUCCUCGUUCACAUGAGUGUAGUUUAAGUAAGACUGAAUUGUUUCAAACUCUGUUGUCACAAACAACCCCCCCUGCACUGCAAUGACACUCAGGACUCUCAAAAAUGUCAUCCCAAUUUUUCUUCCUUAGUAAAGUUGUGCUGUUUUAGAACUACAAAAGAGAAAGGGCGAUGACGUGUAUAGUACUCCCAACAUUCAAUAAAUCAGGAUAAAAAACAAAAUUUGAAGUGAGAAUAUAAGAAAUUAAUGAAAUUUAAGGGUUUUUUCUUAAAAACCAGUGACAUACUAUUUACAGUUUUCCUUUGCAUAUUCCUAAAUAUACUGAGAUCUUGAUUUGAAUCACUACUGCAGUUUUCUUAUCAAAGAGACGGGGAAAUUCACAGCAAUUCAUGGGUUUAGCAAAUUUUCAUUGCCAUGAAUGACAAAUUUCACCCAUCUCCCUGCAAACGUAUUUAAUCACUUUGUUUGUCCUAUUUCCUCCAAUGGAUGAUCCUUUGCACAGGAAACAUUAUUUUGUUUUCUUUGAAAAUCUACUGGAAAAUAUUUUUAAAAUAACAAGUUUAGAGGGAAAUUUGUUUGCUUUCUGUUUUUUGCUCUUACAAGGGAGAGACAAUUUGUACAAACUAUAUUUGAAAUACGGAAUUUGUAUUUGAAAAUUUGUAUACCUCAAGUUUCACAAAUGCUGAAGUUUGUUGGUGGAAUUCUAGUGGAAAGAUUCAAAAGAUAACUGUCUUCAGGAUGGUAAGUCUUCAAACAUUGCUGUCAAAAUCUGAAAUUAAUGAGAUAUUGAAAAUUUUAGAAAUUGCUAUGUGGCCAUUUCCAGUUUCAUUAUGCGCUUUUGUUUGAGCACUUAGAUUUGCCUGCUUCAUUUUCCACACCAAAAUGCUCACAUUUGUGCAAUGAAUUGCUUCUGGAUCACUUUU